Messenger RNA from Tachyglossus aculeatus (Australian echidna), 830 nucleotides. RefSeq names its product chromosome 16 C10orf82 homolog (gene SPMIP5). The record is from RefSeq and is a predicted model, not a curated record. NCBI's taxonomy places the organism in Eukaryota, Metazoa, Chordata, Mammalia, Monotremata, Tachyglossidae. The transcript has 6 exons. Bases 64 to 768 code for a protein of 234 amino acids.
UCGGGUCUGGCCUUCGCAACCACAUCUGCCCGCCCCGCCGAUGCCCCGCACCCAAGGGAAAACAUGGAAGAAAAUUCAAAACCCUUCAUCAGGAGCAUUCCUAUUCCACCUGGAUACUCUGGUUAUAUCCCGCUGAUCCAACACCUAGUCGGCAAUAACUUUGCCGAAGACACUGAGCACUGUCUGGAAACCUUUCACCGUGCAACUCAAAGAAGGAAAGAUCAACUGGAAGAACUGAGACACAUAGCAGCAACAUCUCCUAAACACCAAGCUGUUUGCUCCCAUGAAAGUGUUCUAAGGGCAAUUCACGACUACUACCACCUCCAUCACCCGAUGUUGCUAGAAACUAAAGAAAUGAAGAGACCUUUACCAGAGUCACCUAUACCAGGCUGGACUGGGUACCUUCCCAGAGCCAACGUCACUGAGCUUGGCCUAGGGGUUCGUUACCAAGUAAUGGCCAAAAAUUGUUAUAAAGAUUUUUUGGAACUGACAGAACGGGCCAAGAAAGCUCCGUUGAAACCAUUUCAGAAAGGACAAGCUCUUGAGUCUAAUCAAGUGCCAAACCAGUCUCCAAGAAUUUGCAGCUCAGAAGAUAGCAUGCCUAAUAACAUGAAUCAUGUACCAAAUGAAGCUUCUCUUUUGGGAAAACACUCUGGAGAUAUUUGCCUAAACUCCUCAGCAUGGGAUCCUUCAGAACAACUAUAUGGGGCCCAUCUGUCUGGGAAAAAUCUUGAGCCUUCAUUCUUAGAUGGCCAGAAUGGAAGUUAAGAAAUAUUCAACUCUUUCAUGAUUUUGAUUUCAGAAGUUUCCACUUAUUAAAAGCCUAUUGA